GCGGGGCGGGGCGGGGUGACUCACGCCGCUUCUCCCGCGGCCGCGGGGGCUUCUAGGGGUCCGCGCACACCUUGCUCUGCCGGGACCCGAGCCGAGGCUCCCCGCAGGUCUGGAGCGGUGCCAUGAUGUGGGGUGCAAGCAGCUCCCUGGCCUGGCUCUCAGCUGGCCCAGGCAAUGUGAACGUGAGCAUUGUGGACCCAGCAGAGGAGCCCACAGGCCCAUCUGCACUGCUGCCCUCUCCCAGGGCCUGGGAUGUGGUGCUGUGCAUCUCAGGCACCCUGGUGUCCUGCGAGAACGCACUGGUGGUGGCCAUCAUCGUGGGUACACCUGCCUUCCGUGCCCCCAUGUUCCUGCUGGUGGGCAGUUUGGCUGUGGCAGACUUGCUGGCAGGCUUAGGCCUGGUCCUGCACUUUGCUGCUGUCUUCUGCAUCGGCUCUCCAGAAAUGAGCCUGGUGCUUGUUGGUGUGCUGGCGAUGGCCUUUACUGCCAGCAUUGGCAGCCUGCUGGCCAUCACUGUCGACCGCUAUCUUUCCUUGUACAACGCCCUCACCUACUACUCAGAGACAACAGUAACUCGGACCUAUGUGAUGCUGGUCUUGGUGUGGGUGGGUGCCCUGGGCCUGGGGCUGGUCCCUGUGCUGGCCUGGAACUGCCAAGAUGGCCUAACUACGUGCGGCGUCGUGUAUCCACUCUCCAAGAACCAUCUGGUGGUCCUGGCCAUUGCCUUCUUCAUGGUGUUUGGCAUCAUGCUGCAGCUCUAUGCCCAGAUCUGCCGCAUUGUCUGCCGCCAUGCCCAGCAGAUUGCCCUCCAACGACACCUGCUGCCUGCCUCUCACUACGUGGCCACCCGAAAGGGCAUCGCCACACUGGCCGUGGUGCUUGGCGCCUUUGCCGCCUGCUGGUUGCCCUUCACCGUCUACUGCCUCCUGGGUGAUGCCCACUCCCCAAUCCUCUAUACCUAUCUCACUCUGCUCCCUGCCACCUACAACUCCAUGAUCAACCCUGUCAUCUAUGCCUUCCGCAACCAAGACGUGCAGAAGGUACUGUGGGCCAUCUGCUGCUGUUGUUCUUCUUCCAAGAGCCCCUUUCGGUCCCGCUCCCCCAGUGACGUCUAGUUACAUCCUGGUAACCCUGCAGCCCUUACUGCUACAGAAUUCCAGAAUGUUAAGUCUGCCUAACUGGGACUUUGUUCCAACUCCCCAGCUCUACACCCCUAAGAUCCAGCUGGCUCUGGAGUUCUAGGACAUUGGGUGUUUCAGGAUUUUGUUCAAGAUCCCUGCAGGGACCCAGCUGGCUACAUGGUUCAAGAAUGUUCCAGAUGGUCAGGGUUCCACUCAGAAAUGUCUCACAGCCUAAGUGGCUUGCAAUUCCAGAAUGCUGGGAAUUUUACAGUGCCAUUCCAGGACCUCGAUCUUCCCCUCCCUGAAACUUGACCUUGGCCAUGUUAGUUUACUUUUGAAUUUUGGACUGCAGAGUCAGAGAGGUUAGUCACUUAGUUGCCUAGAUGAGAGAAAGAUUUAUCUAUCUAUCUAUAUAUAUGUAUGUGCACAUACAAAGAAAGUAUAUUUAUUAUUUAUUUAUUUAUAAAUUUAUUUAAGUGUGGUGAAGGGGAAAAAAAAAGAGACCCACACCUUGAAAUCUAGGCCAUACCAGGGUAUCCCCAACCCCCACAUCCCCAUUUCUGACCUCAGUUCCUUGAGGGGAAAUGGAGAAAGAGAAACCACGUAUUUUGUUAUUAUUUGCUUAUUUUUUAUCGAAGAGAUCAUAGAAACCAGAGCCUUCUCCCCAGGCCUGCACCCCUCGGGUUUGCAGGGAGAACACACCAGCCUCUGGUUUUUUAUUUUUUUAAGAAGCCAUCACCUGAGCAACCGAGAAUUCCUCUGCGCUGGGGCCCGGCUUCCCUCUGGUGGCCAUUUGAGGGAAUUGCAACCCGGUGAAGCAAUCCCAAACCCCAUUCCAGUCUGGUUUCCAGCGCCAUAGCCAUGGCCUAGGGGCCGGACCUUACCCUGAGGUGCCCUAGAGGAGGCGGGGCAAGAGCCAACACCCCACCCCUCUGCCAACCGGGGUAUGGCCCCCAGUGCAUUCCUUGUUCUAGUCCCCAACCUUAAUCAAUAAAAAAUGAUUUUGUGA
Molecule: messenger RNA, 2130 nt
Organism: Nannospalax galili (Upper Galilee mountains blind mole rat)
Lineage: Eukaryota; Metazoa; Chordata; Mammalia; Rodentia; Spalacidae
Gene: Gpr3
Product: G protein-coupled receptor 3
Exons: 2
Coding region: 123-1115 (330 amino acids)
Biological process (GO): G protein-coupled receptor signaling pathway
Cellular component (GO): membrane
Molecular function (GO): G protein-coupled receptor activity
Source: RefSeq, a predicted model, not a curated record